Vicia villosa (hairy vetch) is the source of this 630-nucleotide messenger RNA. RefSeq lists its product as uncharacterized. The record is from RefSeq and is a predicted model, not a curated record. The coding region runs from base 1 to 630 and encodes 209 amino acids. The transcript has a single exon. Lineage: Eukaryota; Viridiplantae; Streptophyta; Magnoliopsida; Fabales; Fabaceae.
AUGAAACCGCCUUCUCAAUCGGUUAAGACAAAGGAUUCUCCGAAGAAGGUGAAGCCUACACCAAAUGACAACUCGACUACACUGGCUCCUUGUUAUUGUGAACACGUCUAUAAACUUUUUCCCGACUCACCGACUCCUAAAUCUCAAAAAUCUCAAAAAAGUUCAAACAAAAUAGCUCGCAUAAGCAAACCGCCUCUGACACCUAUUCCACCGAAAAUUGAAUUCAUCGAAGAGAUGCUUAUUCUACCAAAAAUUCCAUUCAUCAAACAAAUGUCGGUUUUUAUGCACAAAUACAUCGAGCGGAUCGUCAAUGUUACGGAAGACAGGAAUUGCGGUUACAGGGCCAUCUCGGCGUUGAUUGGUAAUGGAGAGGAUAGUCAUACGCUUGUAUCUCAUCAAUUUAUCCAAGAGUUGAAGACGCAUAAAGACUCGUACACGCGGUUAUAUGGAGAGGAAGUUAAAUCUGAAAAGGUGCACGAAGCUAUUGUUCCUUUGUUGGACGCUUACGCACCAGUGUCAAAAUGGAUGAGAUUCCCGGAAAUGGAACAUUUUAUUGCAUGCAUAUAUGAUAGGGUGUGCAUUGACUUGACGCGAUACGGGUUUUUCCGCUCCACACUGUACCACCUAUAA